Molecule: messenger RNA, 4327 nt
Organism: Boleophthalmus pectinirostris (great blue-spotted mudskipper)
Lineage: Eukaryota; Metazoa; Chordata; Actinopteri; Gobiiformes; Gobiidae
Gene: vrtn
Product: vertebrae development associated
Exons: 3
Coding region: 1291-3363 (690 amino acids)
Biological process (GO): regulation of transcription by RNA polymerase II
Cellular component (GO): chromatin
Source: RefSeq, a predicted model, not a curated record
CAAAUGCCGAGGGCCCCUGGUGAGUGGUGAGUGUAAGGAUGUGUGAGCAUAGACCCGGUACAGUAGAAGACAAUGGGGGCUGGGGCCAUGAUCAACAAAAGGCCUUGAUCACCCAAAUCCUGCAAAAGGAACGCAAGUACCAGAGGUGUAAAAAGUGAUACAGCAAAGAGAGGAGAGAGAGAAGGGGACAGAAUGAGGAAGAGAAGGAGGGAGGAAGGGAGAGAGAAGGGAGGAGAGCCACUCUAUCUCUGUCUGCCUCAGCAAUCCACAAAUUCAAGUGGGAACAGUAACCAAAACUUAUACUAAAGAUAAGUAUUGUUACACUGUCAAGUAUAUUACAUAAAUGUGCACUAUGUAACUUUUUCCUUUGCUGGAAUGUUCCACAGUAUGACACCAAACAGCUCUACCUUGCAUUUAUUAAAUUGCAGAUGGUUUUAUAGCUCAAAAGCAUUUAAAAGAACAGGCCUCUCCACUGUAACUUGGUCUGAUUUGGUCUCCAUGAAGAUAGAAAGGUUUAAUUAAUACUAUGCUGGGAAACUUUCAACACAAAGCAAUAACAUUUCCACUAGACCCUCCAACAGAAAAGUUACACAAUGCACCUCAAAGUAGGAGUAAAAGUAUGGACUCUUCUCCCACCUCGCAGUCAUAAUCUAACGCGUCAUUAUCAAAAUAGAGACGCAAACUUGUUUUAAUAGUGGCCAGUUUGCGCAUCUCUCCAGGCCCUUGACAGUAACCUUGAAUUUAAAUCGUGGAAGUGGAGCUUUCAUUGACAAACACAAACAUAAAGUUGUUACUAACACCACAUUGAGCGGUACCUGCAGAGCUACACGGUCGUUCUUUUAUCCCGUACGUGUCAGAACCAGUGGCUUUUGUUCCCACUUGAUUUCACAUUGAAAUUGACCCUGGCCAGAGCGACCCGAGGUGGAGGAGGGGGGAUGAGGGAGCAGAUAGAGAUAGAAAAAGAGGGGGGCAGGGAUGGUGUUUCGAUGCGUAAAACAAAAAACAGAAUAGCGAAUAGCAGAUCGAUGAUUUCCUGAAGGAGGCGCGGCUUAUUACCGGAGCACCGAGCGACCUGGCGCAGCGCGUCGCGGUAGAAAGCACUUGUGGAGCGACGAACACCAUGGACUAAACUCCUCUUUGGACUUAAACAAAAAAACAACCUAAAUAAUAAUAAUAAUAAUAACGUGUGAUUUGUUUUAAGCUCUGUCCUUUUUGGGGAAUAUAAAGUUGUUUUUUUUUCGCGGACGCACGCUGCUGUUUUUGGAGAAUCCGUCUCAUCUCAUUGCCAGCAUGCUUGAGCGGAGUGAGGUGGUUGUGUCUGUGCUGGGGGAGCUCCAGGAGGCCACGGAGCUCACGGGCCUGGCCGCUCUCACCAAAGUAGCCCAGAAUGUGUCUCCGGUGCUGGGUUCAUUCCCCCUGCCGCCCUCCCCCUGUCUGGAUGUACCUGAGUGGGCCGGGGUAGAUUCUCUGGCCCACAGGCUGUACCCGUCUGAUGCGCCCAGAGGUCUGCUGCCCUUGAGCUGCAGAGGAGAGGGCAACAUGCUGUUUGAUGCAGUCAGUAUGCUGCUAGUGGGGAGCACAGGACUUAGCCUGGAGCUACAGGUUCGCACGGUUGUGGAGAUGGCCAUGUGGAAGCGGUACUACCUCUGUGGGAUGAUCGACUCCAAAAUGAUGCUCCAGGCGGUGCGCUUCAGUCUGUGUGUAGAGGAGUCGGAGGACAUGAUAAACCUGCCCGCUAAUGUCCUGGAGGCUAUUUUUGAUGCUGACGUGAAAGCUUCCUGUUUUCCCGGUUCCUACGCUAACAUGUGGCACGUGUACGCGUUAGCUUCCGUGCUACAAUAUAACAUCUUCUCCAUCUACCCCAUGUUCAACCUCAAAAUCAGGCCUUACUUCCACCGCAUGAUCCGACCCAGAACAUGGCCACAGGAUUCGGAGAUACAAACGUUGCAUGUGAUGUGGUCUGGCGAGCUGCAAUCAGAGUCCAUUUUUAGACCGGAUCAUUUUGUAGCGUUGGUGCAAACUAGCAGCAUGGCGUGCGGAAGUCCCAUCAGCGAUCCUAGUGCAUCUCCGGCCAAAAGUGACGAGCUACUCAACGAACCGCGAAUGACCUACCCGAAUAUGAAAGAUAAGUAUAACAUCACGAAAAGAACCUUCUACAGAUGGAAGAGACAAACCCAGGAGCAUUGCAAGAAGUCCACAGCUCGAUAUGAGGCGAAAUAUUUCCUCCAAGCAUGUUACAACGAAGGCAAGCUCAUCCCACUGCACCAAUUCAAGCUGUUUUUUCCAGAGAUUUCACGUUCUUCUUACUACAACUGGAAGCAAGAGCUGCUCAAAUCCGGCGGCCAUUUUUCCGUGUCUUCCUCCUCCGGUGAGAUAAGUCCAGGAGAAAGCACGGAGCAAGAAGCGUGGUCCUCUCCUGAUCCGAAAGAUGAUGAUAUUGAGCAUCACGACAGCGUAGCGAGCAUGUUCGGGCUCAGCAUGGGCAAACCGGACACGGAAAGGGCGCAGAAUGUGGCGAACAUGCAAGAAGCUAAGCGCUGCCUGCAAAACUGCAUCGCGAUGAAUGCGUCGUUCCCCUUUCGCAUUUUCAAGAGGAACUUUCCAGGAAUCUCAAGAUCGACCUACUACAACUGGAGAAGAGAGGCCAUGAUGUGUAGCCGUGGUUACAAAGGCAGCGCUGGAAGCAGUGAUGAUGGUUCGGAUGGCGAUAAGAGCCAAAGCCCGAAACGCUUUUCCCCCAUGAUCUCAGUCUUCAACUCCAAUCCCAUCCGGCCUAGACGAAGAGUUUGCAGGAGGAAGAACAAGAGUUUACGAAUGGCGUACAUCGGCAAGAAGCAAAUCCGGAACGCUGCCAAAUGCUACAUCCUGAAAUCCAAGUGUUCCCCUGCGAAAUUCAAACUGAAAUUUCCCAACAUGUCUCUUUGCUUCUACUGGCUCUGGAAAAAUGCUGGCAAAGCUAGUAAGCUGCCAGCCGAUAUGCCCGUCCCAAGCACGGAAGAAAUUGUGAAUGUUGCUCCAAGCCUGGUUACAGCACCAUCGGAGAUGGUCCCAAUCAACCAAAACAUGGCACCAUAUUUCGAAAGCCCUCCUUACAUCCAGAAGGCACCCAUGGCUUCUUCCAUGGCACUUCCAAAGCCCGCGAUUCUCUCCCAGAUGCCCGCCGAAGAGCAGACGUACGGCCUGGAUGUGGUCGCUAUGGCCAACUUCAAGGCCAAAGCGAAAUUGUUUCUGCAGCAACGUUUUGAGGAGAAGUCUUUCCCAUCUUUCAAGGAGUUUCGUUCAUACUUCCCUUACACCCCGCGAUCUACUUACUACAUGUGGAAGAGAGCUUUGUACCAUGGUGUUUCACUGAUCCAUGGAUGAGAAAACGUGAUUCACUCCAUACUGAUCAAAAGACUGUGUACAUACAUGCCCAGAGAACUAUGAACUACCUACCUCAACCCAAGGAGAAUUUUAAUUACUGGAUUUUAAAAAGUUAGAAAUUUGGAAAAACUACAUCUUGAUCGCCAGUGUAGCCCGGCAGGUAACUGGCAGCUCAAAAUAAUUGCUUUUUAAUUCCAAGCUCCUUCUUUGGUACACUGCAAAAAAUAUCAAAAUUGGUUGAGAUGACUUGAAUGCUGAACUUCAUUGGCGUUGAUGUGCUAUUUGUGGUGUUUUAAGGAUUUUUUUUUUUUUUUAGUUGGCAAUUCUUCCCAAUGGUUGAAUAAUUAAUAGAAAUAUAAUUGGAAAAAAGUUAAGUUAAAUUAAGUAAAUACAUUUAAACUGGUCAAAAGUACAGCAACAAAUUUAAAUUUUGUACUGAAGUCAUUUUAAUUUCAUGUUUUUUUUAGUGUACACUUAAGUCAAUGCUAAGUAAUACUUGGUUUUCAUUGUGCUAUGAUUGUAAUUGCUGUUAUGUAUUUUGUUAAUGGUUUUCCUAAUCAAAAUAUGAGUUCACUGUUCACAAUGGUGUUUUUGAAUGUACACAUUAUUUUCCAGUUUCACGAAAUGCACCGAAACAAGUUGCUUUUAAUUAACUUCUUUACCUUCACAUCACUUGCACUGAUCAUUUGUCACACUACAAAUGUUCCAUGGGUUUGCACUCUUCAGUUUAGUUCUUUUUACAUGAAUUUGUUACUUGAAACCUGUGUUAAACAAGAGCUUUAUUUUUUGUAUACACCUUUCUGAACUACCUGGCUGUCUAUUUUGCGCAGAUGUACCAAACGCUGUGGGGUUUAGCUGGGCGGACUGUAGUUUGGUAUUUAUUUUUUGUAUUCUUUAACAGUAUGUGGUCAGUAGUGAUGUUUACUGAGGGCUUGAUGUCAAUAAACUAUUGGCCGACAUACAA